Molecule: messenger RNA, 5364 nt
Organism: Impatiens glandulifera
Lineage: Eukaryota; Viridiplantae; Streptophyta; Magnoliopsida; Ericales; Balsaminaceae
Exons: 9
Coding region: 47-5044 (1665 amino acids)
Molecular function (GO): protein binding
Source: RefSeq, a predicted model, not a curated record
AUUCCUUGAGAGAGAGAGAUAAACCUAGAAGAAGAAGAAGAUACAAAUGAAGCAGCUUAACACGUCAUCAUCAUCAUCGUCAUCCGAGGCGGUAUCAUCAUCUUCCUCGUUGUCAUCAUCGGACCAAUCUCAUGCCUCGGCAAGAAUGACUCCAUCUACAUCUGUAUCCCCGGCGGCGCUACAUUCAGAUAAAUCAGCUCUCACUCCAGCGACAGAAGAUCUCGCAGCUUCAAGAGACCCUACAGGAGGAGGUCAGGAAUCAGUUCUCGUCGAACGAAGAGGAGACUUCGCCGCUAUAUGCAAAUGGAAUAUACAAAAUUUACCAAAACUUAAAGCCAGAGCCCUUUGGAGCAAGUAUUUUGAAGUCGGAGGUUACGAUUGUCGUCUUUUGGUUUAUCCUAAAGGCGACUCUCAAGCUUUACCAGGUUACAUCUCAAUCUAUCUCCAAAUCAUGGACCCUCGCGGUACGUCAUCCUCGAAAUGGGAUUGCUUUGCCAGUUACCGUCUCACCGUUGUCAAUCCUAUUGACGAAUCCAAGUCUAUUCAUCGAGAUUCAUGGCAUCGUUUCUCGAGUAAGAAGAAAUCGCACGGUUGGUGUGAUUUUACACCCUCAGUUUCCAUUCUCGACCCUAAAUCUGGAUUUUUGUUUAAUAACGAUUCGGUACUCAUAACUGCUGAUAUUCUUGUAUUGAAUGAAUCCGUAACCUUUUCACGUGAUAACAAUGAAUUGCAAUCGAGUUCUUUGUCACCGUCAAUUGUAACAGGACCAACUGUUGGUGAUGUUUUGAGUGGCAAAUUUACUUGGAAGGUUCAUAACUUUAAUCUCUUUAAAGAGAUGAUUAAAACUCAGAAGAUAAUGAGCCCGGUUUUCCCUGCCGGAGAGUGUAACCUUAGAAUUAGUGUUUACCAGAGCUCUGUUAACGGCGUGGACUAUCUAUCAAUGUGUUUGGAAAGUAAAGAUACCGAGAAAACUUUGGGAUCUGAUCGGAGCUGUUGGUGUUUGUUCCGAAUGUCAGUUUUGAAUCAAAAACCUGGGAUGAAUCAUAUGCAUAGAGACUCUUAUGGGCGUUUUGCUGCUGAUAACAAAAAUGGGGACAACACGAGCUUAGGAUGGAAUGAUUACAUGAAGAUGUCGGAUUUUAUUGGGUCAGAUUCAGGGUUCUUGGUGGAUGAUAUGGCGGUUUUCAGCACGUCUUUUCAUGUGAUUAAGGAGCUCAGCAGCUUCUCAAAGAAUGGAGGAUUAAUUGCAGCUAGGACAGGAAAUGGGGCAAGGAAAUCAGAUGGUCAUAUGGGAAAGUUCACUUGGAGGAUUGAAAAUUUCACCAGGUUAAAGGACCUGCUAAAAAAGAGAAAGAUAACUGGCCUUUGUAUCAAGAGCAGAAGGUUUCAAAUUGGCAAUAGGGAUUGCCGGCUUAUUGUUUAUCCCCGUGGACAGUCUCAACCACCUUGUCACCUUUCAGUAUUUCUGGAGGUUACUGAUACAAGAAACACAUCAACUGAUUGGAGUUGUUUUGUUAGUCACCGUUUAUCAGUUGUUAACCAGAGGAUGGAGGAGAAGUCUGUCUCAAAAGAAUCACAAAACCGUUACUCCAAAGCUGCAAAGGACUGGGGCUGGCGUGAAUUUGUGACACUGACUAGUCUCUUUGACCAAGAUUCUGGAUUUCUCGUUCAGGACACUGUUGUAUUCUCUGCUGAAGUACUAAUACUCAAAGAGACGUCCAUAAUGCAAGAUUUUGGCAAUCAAGACUUAGAGAUGAGUUCUAGUUCUAUCUGUCCGACAGAUACAGUUGAUGUUAGAAGCUCAUUCACAUGGAAGGUGGAAAACUUCAUCUCUUUCAAAGAUAUAAUGGAGACCCGGAAAAUCUUUAGCAAAUUUUUCCAAGUUGGUGGAUGCGAGCUUCGAAUUGGUGUGUUUUUUUUGUUCUUAGUUAAACAGUCUCACUAUCUCGUGUUUUUGGCUUGUAAUCCUUUUUUCUUUCUUUUUCCAUUCUUUGUAUUUGCCUAUGAUGCAGGUGUUUAUGAGUCGUUUGACACAAUUUGUAUAUAUCUGGAGAGUGAUCAAUCAAGUGGAACUGAUCCCGAUAAGAACUUCUGGGUCAAAUACAGGAUGGCUAUAAUCAAUCAAAAGAACUCGGCCAAGACUGUGUUGAAAGUGUCUUCAAUAUGUACAAAGACGUGGAAUAACUCAGUUCUACAAUUCAUGAAGGUUUCAGACAUGCUGGAGGCUGAUGCUGGUUUCCUUGUCCGUGACACGGUCGUGUUCGUUUGUGAGAUCUUGGACUGCUGUCCCUGGUUUGAGUUUUCGGAUCUGGAGGUUUUUGCUUCUGAAGAUGAUCAGGAUGCUCUGACAACUGAUCCUGAUGAACUUAUCGACUCUGAUGAUAGUGAAGAGAUUAGUGGAGAUGAAGAAGAUAUUUUCGGGACGCUUCUCACUAGGGCAGGGUUUCACCUCACGUAUGGAGAUAAUUCUUCAGAUCCACAUGUUACUUUAAGAGAGAAGCUUCUUAUGGAUGCUGGUGCAAUUGCUGGCUUUCUAACGGGACUGCGUGUUUAUCUGGAUGAUCCUGCUAAAGUAAAGCGUUUACUUCUUCCACCCAAGGUAUCUGCUGGUAAUGAUGGGAAAUCAAACAAAAACGACGAAUCAUCUCCGAGUCUUCUAAAUUUGCUGAUGGGAGUCAAAGUUCUGCAGCAAGCAAUUAUUGAUCUGUUGUUGGAUAUAAUGGUGGAAUGCUGUCAGCCUUCUGAAGGAAGUUGUAACGAUGAUUACUUGGAUGUGAACUCAAAAAAUUCUCAAGAUGGAAGUAUCGAAUCUGCAAAACAUCCUGUAAAUGACAGAUUGGAUGCAGCAGCUGCUGAAAGAACCGACACUUCUGCUGUACAAAGUUCGGAUAUGAGUGGUUUUGUUACGCCUACUUCCCCUCCUGAGACAUCCGCAACUGAUUCUUUGGAAAAUGCUUCUCUUCUCUCUAAGACCAAAUGGCCAGAGCAAUCCGAGGAGCUUUUAGGUUUGAUUGUGAACUCAUUGAGAGCACUAGAUGGAGUUAUACCUCAAGGUUGUCCUGAACCAAGACGAAGGCCUCAAUCUGCCAAAAAAAUUGCUCUUGUUUUGGAUAAGGCUCCUAAGCAUCUGCAGCCUGACCUCGUUGCUUUGGUGCCCAAAUUGGUUGAGCAGUCCGAGCAUCCACUUGCUGCUUGUGCACUUAUGGAGAGGCUCGAGAAGCCUGACGCAGAACCGGCACUGAGAAUUCCUGUAUUUGGUGCUCUAAGCCAAUUAGAGUGUAGUACUGAUGUCUGGGAGCGUAUACUCUUCCAGUCCUUUGGGCUCUUGGAAGACUCAAAUGAUGAACCUCUCACAGCAACAGUUGACUUUAUAUUCAAGGCUGCAUUACAGAGCCAACAUCUUUCAGAAGCGGUAAGGUCUGUUCGUAAUAGGCUGAAAGACCUGAGAGAGGAGGUUUCCCCCUGCAUCCUUGAUUAUAUGGGUAGAAUGGUAAAUAGCUGUCCAGACGUUGCUGAAGCUAUUUUAAGAGAUAUAGAUUGCGACAGUGAUUCAGGCGAAAGGCCAACAACAUCUUCUGGACUAUUUGUCUUUGGCGAAAAUUCCACUAGUUCUGAAAACCGUCGUUUUUCAGACAUCUAUGUCUUGAUUGAGAUGCUAUCAAUUCCUUGCCUUGCUAUCGAAGCUUCCCAGAUUUUUGAGAGAUCAGUGGCUCGAGGGGCACUUACGCCUCAGUCUGUUGCCAUGGUCUUGGAAAGAAGGCUUGCACAAUAUGUCGCGGAUUGUUUGGAUUCAGAUGUGGUAAUUGAUGGAGAUACAAUUGAGCAGCUGAGAGUCGAGCGGGAUGAUUUUUCAUCUAUACUUGGUCUUGCUGAGACUCUGUCCCUUUCAAGAGAUACCUCUGUUAGAGAAUUUGUAAAGACUUUGUAUACUAUACUGUUCAAAUGGUAUACUAAUGAGUCUUAUAGAUUGAGGAUGAUUAAGAGGCUUGUCGAUCGUGCUGUAAGCACAAUGGAUAACUGCCGUGAGUUUGACCUGGAUUUGGAAAUUUUGGUUAUAUUGAUGUGUGAAGAAGAAGAAAUAGUACGGCCAGUUCUAAGCAUGAUGCGUGAGGUAACCGAACUUGCAAAUGUUGAUCGAGCAGCUCUUUGGCAUCAGCUAUGUGGUAGUGAAGAUGAAAUUGUUCGUAUCCGUGAGGAGAGGAAAGUCGAAAUUUCCGACAUGGCUAAAGAGAAGGCUUCAUUAAUGCAAAAACUAAGUGAUUCCGAGGCUGUUAACAGCCGUCUUAAGUCUGAGCUCAAGGCCGAGACAGAUCGUUCUGCUCGAGAGCGGAAGGAGUUCUCAGAACAGAUACAAGAAGCAGAAAAUCAACUUGAAUGGCUUCGUUCCGAGAAAGAGGAUGAAGUUGCUAAGCUUGUGUCUGAGAAGAAAGCCCUUCAAGACCGUCUCCACGACACAGAAACACAGCUUGCGCAGCUCAAGUCUCGAAAACGCGAUGAACUGAAGAAAGUUAUGAAGGAAAAAAACACUCUAGCCGAGAGGUUAAAAAGUGCUGAAUCUGCCCGCAAAAGAUUUGAUGAUGAGCUAAAACGCUAUGCCACGGAAAAUGUUUCACGUGAAGAGAUCCGUCAGUCACUUGAGGAUGAAGUUCGAAGGUUGACGCAGACAGUAGGGCAAAGUGAAGGGGAAAAACGUGAGAAAGAAGAACAAAUCGCUAGAUGUGAAGCAUACAUUGAUGGCAUGGAGUCCAAAUUACAGGCUUGUCAGCAAUACAUUCACAGCCUCGAUGUCUCACUCCGAGAAGAGAUGUCGAGGAAUGCACCAUUAUAUGGAGCAGGUUUAGAAGCUUUAUCGAUGAAGGAAUUAGAAACAGUAGCACAUAUCCACGAAGAAGGUCUAAAACAGAUCCAUACUCUCCAACAUCGAAAUGGAUUGUUGUUUCCAUCAAAUGCCCCUCAAAUGGGUGUCGGUUUGUCUCCUUCUUCGAAUGGGCAUACUAAUGGUAACAUAGGAUCUUGGUUUAGCCAUUCUACUACACCCAUGUAAGGUGAUUGAUUCUCUCUUUUCCAUUAUUUUUUUUUUUUUUUUGUCUUUCCCAUUUCCUCUAGAUGGCUUUGAGCAAUCUAUAUUUGUGUUGGGUUAGGCUUAUUUUGGCGGAUGAUAGAAUUGUUGAAAUAUGCAAUGGAGUAAAGAAAUAAGAUAGAGAUUUCAAAGCUAUGGCAUAUAGGAUUUUUUUGUUUUGUUUUUUGUUUUGUAUUUCUUAGGUUUCUUAUUAGUUCAACAGUAAAACAUCUGGUAUUUGAAAAAAUGCCUUAUUGUCACCAUUCCUUUUUUCUUUCAAUGAAAAAGGUUCUAUUUUUAUGGAA